Messenger RNA from Maylandia zebra (zebra mbuna), 2023 nucleotides. It is a transcript of the gene tmpob, whose product is annotated as thymopoietin b. Lineage: Eukaryota; Metazoa; Chordata; Actinopteri; Cichliformes; Cichlidae. The record is from RefSeq and is a predicted model, not a curated record. Gene Ontology annotation, molecular function: DNA binding.
GUUUGGCCCUGUUGCGACCGCGGACAGACAGAAGCAAGUGGACCGGUUUGAAGCUAAGCUAAUUCAGUCAAAUUACAUUAAGUUAAUUUAGCUUUUUUCACUGAUUUCAUUUACAGCAAACGCGCUUAUCUGUUUUCGAAAAAUCAAAGCUAUCUGUAAAUAGUUGAACCGAUAGGCUAACGAGAAGAAUUGGGCGUUUAUCUUAAUAAACCGCUUCUGUCCUGCUAGCUUAAUUGGCAGCGGGUAGGCGCCACUUCUGUUUGACAACAGCGCUAUUCCGUCACGUUCCCGGUGUUGUUUGUAGCGGCUCGGCGAACUAGCUUCCGUUAGUCACGAAGGAAAUCGCUCAGAGAUUUUUUAACAAUAAAAAUAAAGUUAGAAUGGCAGAAUUCCUCGAAGAUCCGUCAGUUCUCACGAAAGACAAGCUGAAAAACGAGCUUACGGCAAACAAUGUGCCCCUUCCGAGCGGAGAGCAUAAAAAAGAAGUGUAUGUGCAGCUGUAUCUGAAGAACCUGACCGUACUGAACAACAAGAAGACCCCACCUGCAGACACCUUCUCCAGCGAUGAAGAGUUACCUGCCCCGGUGGUGUCAAACAAAAGUCGCUCCGGAAGGAAAGCUACCAGAAAGACAGACAAGCCUCGCGCGGAGGAAGUGGAGGUGACAGAUCUGACUGAUGAAGACUUAAAACAGCAGCUGGCAAAGCAUGGUGUGGACGUAGGACCCAUUGUUGCCUCUACCCGUAAGGUGUAUGAGAAGAGGCUGCAGAAGCUUUUGGACCAGCCUCCAGCUGAACCCAAAGCUCCUACUGUCACAACUCUCCCCAAGGCAGACAGUAAUCAGAACGGCAACACAAACUCCGACCAGUACAGCGACAAAGAAGACGAGGAGGUCCCUGCCCCUGAACCAGAGCCAGUUCCUGUGGUAGAGAAGUCUGUGAGGAGCAGAGGAAAAGCUCCUGUCACUGUCAGAACCAGCAGCAAACGGCAGACAAAGGUGGUGGAGGAAAUUCCUGAAGAGACCCCUAAAAAGGCCACUGAGAGUGUGGUUGAAGAUAUCCUUGCCAAUGAAAUAAGCACACCAACCGGCAUCAGUGCGACCUGCAGGCGUCCAAUCAGAGGGGCAGCUGGUCGGCCUUUAAAACCAAGUGAGUACUGGCUGGAUGAGUCCCGCGUGAAGACCGAUGUCCACACCGAAUACAACUUGUAUUCUGAGUCUCUGUCCCGGCCGAGCUUCACGGUCUCCCCAAACGCAGCGCCGGUUCGACGAAGCUUCCUGCCCCUGCUGCUCAAGCUCCUGCUCCUUGUGGUGGUGUGCGCUUCUCUGUUCUUUGUCUACCAGAACCUGGACGCCGAUCAGAUCAAUACCCUCAAAGGCCUCUCUGACAGCGUCGUCGUCCCGGUCCAAAGCGCCGUGGACAAAGUCGCCACCUACCUGGGCAUCAGCGGCAGCGGUGUCACAGAGGGCAUCCCCAAGUAAAGACCAUCAGCAGCCCCUCGCCAUAUCCACAGCACCUCCCUGCCGCCCACCACAGCACACCACAACUCAAGCAGUAAACCUUGCUCACCUCUUUUCCUCCAUGUGUGGACAGAUUUAAUUGGAACGAUUAAAAAUUGUCCUCUCUGGACUCUGACUUUCCUCCUGCCACAAGAGGGAGGUAUAUUCAAACAGUAGCUUCUGGAUAACACUGUUUGUGGCAGUCAGAAGAGACUAAUUUUAAUGUUGAUUUUAAUCUGUGAAUUGUUUGUGUCUUUGUGUGUAUUAUAACCCUCAUAUGUAGAAAUGAGUGCAGAACGGAGAGGCCAUUUUUAUCCGUGCAUGGUUGUAGUUUUUAAAGGUCAUACUGUAGUUUGUUUUUUUUCCGACGCCGUGUGCCAGGUGUUUUCUGACGGUGAAGUGCCUGGACACUAUUAGCACUUAGUGCCCUCCCGUACAUCUACAUAUAUAUAAUUUUCUUUUUUCUUUUUAUCCCCAAGCACAGAGCAGCGCUUAUACUAACACCAGAAUGUCUACACCCGUGUUUC